This is a messenger RNA of Leptidea sinapis, 4909 nucleotides long. RefSeq names its product histone deacetylase 3-like. Lineage: Eukaryota; Metazoa; Arthropoda; Insecta; Lepidoptera; Pieridae. The transcript is spliced from 9 exons. Gene Ontology annotation, molecular function: histone deacetylase activity. The record is from RefSeq and is a predicted model, not a curated record. The coding region runs from base 178 to 1485 and encodes 435 amino acids.
UAAUUUGUGGUCGUUAUCUGUUGAUACAGUACGCACUACGCAGUAUACAGUACAGAGGAAACUUUUUGUCGCUAGGUGAACUCGCUAAACUAGGAACCGAGUGCGCCAUCACUAAGGGAUAUCAAUUCAAGUUAAUAAACACCUAAAAAUUUAAGCAAACAUUUUUGUACUGCCGCUAUGACGCAGCACAGGGUGGCGUAUUUUUAUAACUCCGAUGUUGGAAAUUUCCACUAUGGACCCGGACAUCCAAUGAAGCCUCAUAGACUGUCUGUUACCCAUAGCUUAGUUAUGAACUAUGGUCUCCAUAAGAAAAUGCAGAUAUAUCGACCUUACAAAGCUAGUGCACAUGAUAUGUGCCGAUUUCAUAGUGAGGAUUACAUAGAGUUCCUCCAGAACGUUACUCCACAAAACAUACAAAGUUUUUCAAAAGACUUACUACAUUAUAAUGUAGGAGACGAUUGCCCAGUGUUUGAAGGGCUGUUUGAAUUCUGCUCAAUGUAUACUGGUGCUUCUCUAGAAGGGGCAAUGAAACUGAAUAGUAAUGCUUGUGAUAUAGCAAUCAAUUGGUCUGGUGGAUUGCACCAUGCCAAGAAGUUUGAACCAUCUGGUUUCUGCUAUGUAAAUGAUAUUGUAAUUGCCAUUUUGGAAUUACUCAAAUAUCACCCUAGAGUGCUGUACAUAGACAUUGAUGUCCACCACGGUGAUGGUGUCCAAGAAGCAUUCUAUCUGACUGAUAGAGUUAUGACAGUUAGCUUUCACAAAUAUGGCAGCUACUUCUUUCCUGGCACUGGUGAUAUGUAUGAAAUUGGAGCAGAAAGUGGAAGAUACUUUUCUGUUAAUGUGCCACUCAAGGAAGGGAUUGAUGACCAAAGCUAUGUACAGGUUUUCAAGCCGGUAAUAUCGAAUGUGAUGGAGUUCUACCGUCCCACCGCAAUAGUGCUUCAGUGUGGAGCCGAUUCCCUCGCCGGGGACAGGCUCGGAUGCUUUUCGCUGUCCACGCGGGGACACGGCGAAUGUGUCAAGUUUGUGAAAAGCCUCAACUUACCGACACUAGUUGUUGGUGGUGGCGGAUAUACCCUUCGUAACGUGGCACGGUGCUGGACCUAUGAGACAUCCUUGCUCAUUGACGAGGAAAUAUCUAAUGAACUGCCGUACACUGAGUAUGUUGAGUUCUUCGCACCGGACUUCCAGUUACACCCUGAUGUUGCCGGCUCUCCAAACGCGAAUACGAAACAAUAUCUGGAGACUAUCACAAAGUUCGUGUACGACAAUCUCAAGAUGUGUCAAAAUUCACCUGCAGUACAAAUGACACAUGUUCCAGCUGAUUUUCUCCCAGAAGAUGCAAGGGUUAAAGAAGAACCGGAUCCUGACGUUCGAAUAAGCCAAGAGGAAGCAGAUAAGAUGGUUGUGGCUAAGAACGAGUUUUACGACGAUGAUAAAGAUAAUGACAAGGAGUCGCUCGCUCUAGUGAAGGCAGAGCAAUAGAAUGAAGCAGAGUUGCUUGCCCCAGUGAUGAUGACAUAGCGUGAUUGUUUAGUGACCCUGCCACUGAGCUAGAGGUCCCGGGUUCGAAUCCCGGUAGGAGCAAACAUUUAUAUGAAGAAUAUGGAUGUUUGUUUCCAAGUUAUGGAUGUUUAAGUAUGUGUGUAUCGAUGUAUGUAUUAAAUGUAUCGCUCUCUUGCACCCAUAUGCUAUGGCUAUGCCAAGUUUGGGAUAAAAGUAAGACAUGUUAAUGAUAUAAUAUGAUAUGUUUAAGAUAAUUUGUCAAUGCGUGUCAAUAUUAUAUAAUAUUAACACAUAAGUGUUCUAUCAUUACUUCAUAUUGAAUGACAAAUAUGUUAUUCUUGUUUAAUUUUAAUUGUACUACAUUAUGUUUUAUUAUUUGACGUGCAGUGUAACUGUUUAAGGUUAUAUAAGUUAUGUAUGAUUUGAAAGUAUUGUACUAUUUUGUCACUGUAAGUUUACUCACUUCACUGGGAGACCACUUUACGAAGAGUGUGUGUGCCAUUAUGAAUUUCAUAGUACAUGUCGGUAAUUGUGAUGUAAAUGCAAACACGUGAGGGUAUUGCGGAGAAUGACGUCACAGGAAGUGAACGCGGCCUACAAAACGGUUUUUUUAAGUGAGUAAUUUAUGAUUCCAAGUUUGGGAUAAAAGUAUGACAUGUUUAAGAUAUUUUGAUGAUAUGUUUAAGAUAUUUUGAUGGUAUGUUUAAGAUAUUUUGAUGACAUGUUUAAGAUAUUUAGAUGAUAUGUUUAAGAUAUUUUGAUGGUAUGUUUAAGAUAUUUUGAUGACAUGUUUAAGAUAUUUUGAUGACAUGUUUAAGAUAUUUUGAUGAUAUGUUUAAGAUAAUUUGUCAAUGCGUGUCAAUAUUAUUAUUAUUAGUGCAUUAGCACUAUAGUGUGUGCGGAAGCGCUAGUCACCGCCUGAGGUAUGUGAGCGGCAGGGCGGAGGAGGUACACAAACGUCAAGAUAACUCAUUCUGUCGUCGACCAUAUUAUAUAUUGUGUGCGUCUUGUCAAUCGCGCCCUCCCCCGUUUCACUCCCCCACAUACCUCAGAAGGUGACUAGCGCUGCCGCGCGCACUAUAAUAAUAAUAUUGACACAUAAUUGCACACAUAAUUGUUCUAUGAUUACUUCAUAUUGAUUGACAAAUAUGUUAUUCCUGUUUAAUUUUAAUUGUACUACAUUAUGUUUCAUUACUUGUCGUGUAGUGUAACUGUUAAACGUUAUAUAAGUUAUGUUUGGUGUCAAAGUAUUGUACUACUUUGUCACUGUGAGUGUACUCACCUCACUGGGAGACCAGGUUGCGAAGAGUGCUUAUGCCAUUAUGGCUUUCAUAGUACAUGUCGGUAGUUGUAAUGUAUAUGCAAACAAGUGAGCGUAUUGCGGAGAAUGACGUCACAGGAAGUGAACGCGGUCUACAAAACAGUUGUUUGAGGGAGUAAUCGAGUAAUAUUUAGUUACUGAAACAUAUGAAACGAUGGGAAGUUAAAGAAGAGGUGAUUAUGAUGGAGAGAGAUGUUGAGUUUGUUUGGUCUUCUAGAGAGGAUGCAUGAAAGCAGAUUGGCUGCACAAACUAAUUUGGCCAUCUUAUUAUACAGACAAGACUGAGUUUUAUUCUAUUUUUUUAUAAAAGUAAAAUAUUGGCACAUGUUUGAUAUGAUGAUUGAACAUUCAAUUUCAAUAUUAUUUCUAAAUAAUCAUGAUAGUUUACUAAGUUUUAUAAGUAGCACCAUAAAACACCGUCAAUAGAACGCUGAAAAUAAAUCGUUUAGAUUUUUUUAAUUGAUCAAAUGCUUAGUUAAAAUAACUGAAGUAUCUCAAGGAAAUGAUCUCAUUUUUGAUGUGUGAAACAAUUUGAAUUAUUACUAACGUCCUACAGUAUUUCAACUGUGGUUAUUUGUUUUGAUAAGUAUACUUUAUGUCGCCUCGGUUGAAUACAAUUAAUACAUAUUAUAAAUCUAUAAAAAUUACCACAUUUUGAUAUAAAAGAUCCAUCCACCUAGGCCAUUCUACGAUCAGGUCGGAAGUAUAAAGUAAAACCCAAGAAUGAGACCGCUUGUAUCAAAGGUUUAUACUUGUUGAAAAAACAAUUGAUGUAUAGUUACCCCCCCAGUUGAAUUUUAUCGGGGCCUGAGGUAAAUAGCGGGAGGGUCUCCCCUCGUUGUCAGCACGCCUUCAAUGUAGUGCUGUGCCUUCGUUGAUCGAUGGUUGAGUUAUCGUACACUUACCGUAUUAUCGCGUUAAUACUAAAGUUGCGACCCGUUUUUUUCUUUAAAUAUUAAUAUUGACUGAUCCGAGUCCGUCAGAUUCCGUUCCGAAAAAACGAGUUUUUAUUCAUCGCCAAGCAAGAGAAAUGGCGAAAGUUGUUUUAGACAUUUGUGUUGAAGAAAGCCAGAACAAAAAUUUGUGUUUGAAUUAUUAGUUUAUAAUGGUAAACUUAAUGCAUUUUUUAAAUUUAUCGACACACUCAUGAUUAUGGUCGUUAAUUAUAAUUAUGUCACAGAAUUAUCAUAUUCCUGAGCUCUGCGUUCAAUUCGCACGUUAUCGGCACAUAAUUUGGUCAAGACCCUAGCAAGUGUCACUCCGUUAAUUGGUUGCGCAACUGAUAGGAUACACUCCCUAAAGGCAUAAAAGGCAUUUAUAUUCUUAAAUUUGAUUCGACUACGAAACAGCCCAAGAACCUCAAUAUAUUUUAUUGCGCUCUCUUAAAAUAUACCAUUUUGUACUUUGUCAUUGCUAUUGCUAUAAAAUAAUAAUUAUGAUAAUACUGUCCCAAAUUGUCAGAGCGUUUAGAAAUUCUACUGUUCGUGAGCUGAGUAUUUUUGUUAUAAAACAUUUACUUUCGAAUUUAAAUUUUUAUAUUAUGUAAUAAUUUUAUCCUAAGCAUUGUAUUUCAUUCAAGUAACUAUAAACACGUUAGUGUUGUAAACAGUGUUAAUGUCGAAAGUAUAUUAUUUGGUAACGUGAAAGCUACGUUCCGACGGUAUGGUAUGAAGAAAUAGGGCCCUUAGUGAAAUAAUUUACAAUUCAUAAAAAUUAAGUGCAAAAUUCACCAAAAAUACGUAUAAUUCCCAAAGAAAGUGGUGCUGUUUAUAACGAUCUCUUAGUUAUAUUAUUGGUGUAAAAUCUGUAUGUAGAGUAUUUCAAAUUCUCGACAUAUUAUCUGGUAAGGUUCUGUCAGACUCAAGGUGUCAGGUGAGCAAUUAUAAACCGUAUGGUUUAUAAUUGCUUAACUUUAUACAAGAGCAUGCUAUUUAGACUAAAACAGUUACUGUUUCGUGCAUGCCCUUUCAAACGCAAAUGACGGAAAAUUGAGUCAGAUAAAGCCUACCAACCUUGCCAAAAAUUGUUUUUCUUCUGUACUUAAAUUGGUUAUAUUUGUGGUUAUUAUAUAAGCAUGUAAUU